CAUGCAAAAAAAAGAUUUAAAAUCUCCGCGCAGAGCUAGUAAAUAGUUGACUAAUGUCUUACAAACAGCUUAAUAAUAAAAAAUAAAGUCAUUAAAUUAUAAGUCAGAAGCCCAGAUAUGUCCCGCUUGGAUACUCCUGUAUAGAAUUCGGAUAUACGCGCCAAAAUGACGUCACCGCGAAUGCUGAAUCUUAAGAGAUAUAAACCUACAUGGUUUUCACUUUGACGAUUCUUUUAAAAUUGUAUUACGCGAUUGUUUUUUGUGAACCAGUUACCUGUUUAGUUUGCAUAGGUGUGAAUGGUGAUAUAUCUAGAUUAGGAACAUGACCGAAAGCGCGAUUAGGAAGGAAGUUGCUGACUUAGAUGGUAAACUAUGCAAUGUUGCUUCGCUCGCUGCUACCCUAAAAUUAGCAGCCAAUGAGGUCAAAAAACACUUUCCUGUUAAUAAUACGGAUCAAGUUGUGACAGGCGAGCGUAGAAAUGGUUUUGCGGUUGUACUUAUUAGUGGUGGCAGCAUGAGUAAGACAGCUUUUGUGGACACGGUCUGGUCCUCGCAUGCUUAUCAAAGCCGUAUAGUUUGUGAUGUCAAAAAAAAAAAUUCUACCUACAUUGAACUACUUGCGACAAGGCCGUCACCGGUUAUCCAAUCAGUAGACCUUAUUAGAGACCGGCUAGUGAGGACUAAGGGGGAUGAUCAAAUCCUAAAGGAUAAAGCGCCCGCACAGUUUUUUACCGAGAAGAAACAAGAGGUCAAGCAGGGAAAGAAGUGCCCAAUUUCGCAAAUGUUCAUCAAGAUUCCAACCGAUAAUGGCGCAAAGGACGAGCCCAAAGAGGGGCUUGGCCAGGUGAAGAACGGACAAGAAGGAAGUACAGAAAAAGAGAGUGUUAACGGGAUUAAAAAAGAGAAAAAAACAUCCGUCGAAACUGCGGAGUCCUGUUCAAAAAUUAAAUCUAAUGAUGAGCAGCGAAAACUGUCAACCAAGUCCAAUCAAAGCCAGCCACAGUCAGGACAUAAUAAUUUUAUCGACGUGAAUAUGACGGAAGAUGACAAUAGCGAAGAUAUAACCACAAAAAUAAAUAAAAAAUUAUCGCCGAAGGAUAUGCGAGCCUCAGAGAAACGUAAAAAUAGUUCUCCCAACGUUAGUGACCAAAACGAUGACAUCGAUUAUGAGGUUACGGUAUCCAGGGGUAAGAAAAAGAAAAGGCGUGUGGCCAUCGAAAGUGACAGCGGGGAAGAAAGUGAGCCAUCCCUCGAACCUCAGGCAAAGGCUAAAGAGACGAAACAGACUUUAUAUAAAAAUACAAACGAGCAAAAAUCGAAAAUAACACUAAAAAAAAGUAGGGAAUUAUUAACUGGGAUUGCUGACGUUGACGAAAGAAACCAUAAAGAUGUUUUGGGUAAGUUUAAGGAAAAUCUACUUGAAAGUAAACAACGACACGAUAAAAAACGCCGUCGGGUACUCAAGGAAUUUACUCACACUUUCGAGGAUGAAGAGGGCUACUUGCAGGUAAAGACUACCAAAGAGAUUGUAAGCGAAACCGACAGUGAGCCAGAGGAGAAAAGCACUGAUAAGCUCAAGUCAGCCAUCAAGCCAGUUUUGAUCCCUAAGGGCCAAUCAUCAAUAUUUGCAUUUUUUAAAAAGCAGUAAAAUUAUUAGGCGCGCUGCCAGAAAUAUACAGAUACACAUAUUCUCGCAAUAAGACGUGAUACAAUGUUGCGUUGAAUAGUGUGUUAUCAAAAAAUUGCUGAUUGUUUACUUAGGUUAUAAAGUGUAUCUGUCAAUACGGCACGAUCAUUUGCUGUGGAAUGGGACAUGUUUUUAUUUAUUUUGCUUUUCAAAUUAAUAUAUGCAUUAAAUAUCUCCAAGAACGAGAAAUCAUUAACAAGGGUAUUUUUCACCGA
Varroa destructor (honeybee mite) is the source of this 1902-nucleotide messenger RNA. RefSeq lists its product as uncharacterized. NCBI's taxonomy places the organism in Eukaryota, Metazoa, Arthropoda, Arachnida, Mesostigmata, Varroidae. The record is from RefSeq and is a predicted model, not a curated record.